UAGUUAUUAUGACGUGGCCACAAAUGAGACUCACUUACAAGACAUGUGUACAAAUCUUGUCCUCAUUCAUGGAUCAUAUGAGCCGAAACAUUCCACUCACACUCUCAAGAACCCAAUCUUCACAUAUUCUUGUACUAUCAUCGUCUACAAAUCAAGAAUUCCAAAAAAUAAAGUUCAAUGGCAGAGGAGUUUCAUCUUCCUUCAAUCGAAAACGAAACCGAUCCGACCCCUACCGAAGAAGAUUUCGAAGCAAACACUACUUUCAUCGACGACGAGUACCUCCGUUACCUUCAUUACCUGGAUUCAAGAAACAACCAUGGAGUCAACACGUUUGGUUCUUACGAUGAAAUCUUCGGUCUAGUUCUCGGCAACUCAUCGACUUGUAUGCCGCAGCUUAACGCGGCCGAGGAGCUUCCGGUGGUGGAGUUUACGGCUGAGGAAAUGAUGGAGAGAGGUUUGGUGGUCUGUGCUAUAUGUAGAGAAGAGCUUGCUGCUAAUGAGAGACUCUCUGAGCUUCCUUGUCGGCAUUAUUACCAUAAAGAUUGUAUCUCAAGUUGGCUGAGUAAUCGGAACACGUGUCCGCUUUGUCGUCAUAAUGUAGAAUUGCCUAAAGAAGGUUGAGAUUGUGCAUGUACCAUCUCCAUUGGGAGCUUAAGAGUUUUAUUUUUUUUGGUAAAUAUUAUUGUGUUUUGUUGAAUAUGACGGUCAUAUUAUGACCGUAGGUUGCUUGACAAGUGUAGUCUAGCUUUUGUGAAUUCGUAU
Molecule: messenger RNA, 762 nt
Organism: Capsella rubella
Lineage: Eukaryota; Viridiplantae; Streptophyta; Magnoliopsida; Brassicales; Brassicaceae
Product: E3 ubiquitin-protein ligase RNF181
Exons: 1
Coding region: 178-621 (147 amino acids)
Biological process (GO): protein ubiquitination
Cellular component (GO): cytoplasm
Molecular function (GO): ubiquitin protein ligase activity; zinc ion binding
Source: RefSeq, a predicted model, not a curated record